Medioppia subpectinata is the source of this 607-nucleotide messenger RNA. The record is from the annotation of a GenBank genome assembly. NCBI's taxonomy places the organism in Eukaryota, Metazoa, Arthropoda, Arachnida, Sarcoptiformes, Oppiidae.
AUAAAAGCGACAGAAUAUCCAACAGUUUAGAUAUAAAAAUUAUAAUUACUUUUGGUUUUGGUUGUUGUUAUUGUCGUUAUUUCACUGGAAUCGACAAGAAAUCUAUUCUCAGUUAUUAUUGCUUUCUAUACAACCGUUUAUAUCGACCGAAAUAAUGUACGGAUUUGUUAACCACGCGUUGGAACUGCUGGUCAUCCGAAACUUCGGCGACAAGAUAUGGGAACAAAUCAAGAAAGAGGCCGAAGUGGAAAUGGAGGGCGCAUUCCUCGUCCGACUUAUAUAUGACGAUGAAAUCACAUAUAAUUUGGUCGAAGCGGCCGAAAGAGUAUUAAAAAUCCCGGCCAACGCUAUACUGGAGAUGUUUGGCGGUAUGUUCUUUGACUUUUGCCAGGAGUCGGGCUAUGAGAGCAUUUUGCAAGUGUUGGGCGCCUCUCCCCGCGAUUUCCUCCAAAAUCUGGACGCACUUCACGACCAUUUGGCCACAAUAUACCCGGGAAUGCGGGCGCCGUCCUUCAGGUGCACCGAAGACCCGCAGACCGGGACUCUUAUACUGCACUACUAUAGCGAGAGGGAGGGACUCGAGCCCAUUGUGAUCGGUAUUGUGAAG